Messenger RNA from Dentiscutata heterogama, 506 nucleotides. The record is from the annotation of a GenBank genome assembly. NCBI's taxonomy places the organism in Eukaryota, Fungi, Glomeromycota, Glomeromycetes, Diversisporales, Gigasporaceae.
AUGAUUGUUUUAAAUGUUUUAAAUCUCAGUUCAUCAGGAAAAUAUCCUUCAUGCAGUAUUGUUUUAGUUAAUACUAAAAAGAUAAGAGCCGAAACUGAUGAAAGUGAAGACACAGGCAACUGUUUGGAAGCAAAUAACAUAGAAUUAAUUGAUACAAGACCAGAUCCAAAAGAGAUUGGAGAUCUUACACAGUUUAUGCAUAUCUCUAAUAAUAUCUUAGGAGGAAACAGAAAUUCACAACAAGUUACUCGCUGUUUACAUAAUUACCAAGAUAAAGCAAAAAUGUUGGGUACAACUUAUAUGAAUUCAGUGUGUCUUAACAGUAUACUUGAUCUUUCAGAUGAGGAAAUUUAUAGGGAUUUUGCCCAAUACAUUGAACAAUUUACUGAGAAUACAUGUACUCAAGCUGAGGUUCUAUCUCUUGUUCAAAAGUUCUACAUAUCAGGGAUAUUUGAUCUGUAUCACUAUAAAUCACAUGAUAUUGCACAGCAAAUUUUAACGCACCU